Messenger RNA from Nestor notabilis (Kea), 303 nucleotides. RefSeq names its product cathelicidin antimicrobial peptide (gene CAMP). The record is from RefSeq and is a predicted model, not a curated record. Gene Ontology annotation, molecular function: lipopolysaccharide binding. The transcript is spliced from 3 exons. The annotation marks the transcript as partial. Gene Ontology annotation, biological process: antimicrobial humoral immune response mediated by antimicrobial peptide; innate immune response; defense response to Gram-negative bacterium. Lineage: Eukaryota; Metazoa; Chordata; Aves; Psittaciformes; Psittacidae. Gene Ontology annotation, cellular component: extracellular region.
GGCCUCGAGCUGACCACGCUGCGGGUACUCAACUUCAGCAUGAUGGAGACGGAGUGCAGCCCAAGCACCCGGGUGAACCCUGAAGACUGUGACUUCAAGGAGAAUGGGGUCAUCAAGGAGUGCUCAGGGACAGUGCAGUUCCUGCAGAGCUUCCCUGAGAUCGACCUGCGCUGCAAUGAUGCCUCCUCCAACCCAGUUCUGGUCGAGCGUGGCCGGUUCGGGCGCUUCCUGGGCAAGAUCCGGCACUAUCGGCCCAGGGUCAAGAUCUGGGCCAAUGCCGGGGUGUCCGUCACUGUGGGCUGA